Molecule: messenger RNA, 1212 nt
Organism: Psylliodes chrysocephalus
Lineage: Eukaryota; Metazoa; Arthropoda; Insecta; Coleoptera; Chrysomelidae
Source: the annotation of a GenBank genome assembly
CUGUGUCAUUGUAGUGUAUGGAAUCCUGCGGGAUUCGAAUGCUUCGAUCGAAAAUUGGCACAAAAUAAUAAAAAACGUUUAUGAAAAAAAAAAAAUAUUGAAGUAACAGAUUUUAUAGUUGACCAAGAAAAUACAUUAGCAGGCAAAUUAUUGAAGAGGACAACGUCAAUUUUGACCGAACGACAAAAAAUGCCAAAACCACCAAGAAAAAGAAAAGAAAAAAAUAACGAUGAUUGUUUGAAAUUGAAAAAACCAAAAAAAGUAACUAAACCAGAAUUAGGUGACAUCAACGAUACACCCACUGUCGAAGAAUCCUGGUAUAAAGGACCUGAUUCUUGUAGAAAGAAAAAAAAUAAAUACUUUACUAUAGCAAAAGAAAUGCGCUCAGCAGACUAUGAAGACAGUGAAGAUGAUAAAAUGAAAAAAUCUUUACAAGAAGAAGAUGUAAAUACACAAGAUCAAGACAACGAAUAUGAUAGAAUGGACACAUCAUUAGAUGAAGAAAAUAUAAACACACAAGAUGAAAUCAAUGAAAAUGGUAAAACGAAAACAUCACAGGAUGAAGAUGAUAUAAAUAAACGAGCUCGAAGUGAUUUCUUUGUAGAAUUAAGAGAAGAUGUUACUGCGAUAAAGGAAUUUGUGAUAGAUAGCUACAAAUUAACCAAUAUAGAUUUAUCGACACUACGGAAGUUUGAAAAAGGUAUUAAUCCCAAAGAACUGUGGCUCACGGAUAAUAUCAUUAAUGGUUUUGCCUCAAUGGAGGUAUCAAUAGCUCGAAAAAAUGCUCGAAAUAUUGAAAAUCUUGACAGUAUACUUACGUUUGCCAUGAUGAACAGCAAGAAACGCUCGCCAGUAGAUUAUAAUUCAUUUUUAAACCCAACCGUUAUGAAGUUUCGAUGGUGGUUAAUACCACUGUUCGUUAAUGAAAAUCACUGGACGCUUGCAUUCGCAGAUCGAGCGAAAAAAAAUUUAGUUUAUCUUGAUUCAAAUACCAUGAGUCGAGAUAAAUCAACGAAAGUCUUGUUGCCAAAUCAUAAACAUAAUCAGAUUUUAAGGAUGAGACGGAAACAUCUGAUAAACAAUGGUCUGUAUAUGCACCUCGAGACACACCUCAACAAGAAGACCAGCAUAACUGCGGAAUCCAUGUUUGUCUAUGGAUAUAUAUAAUAUGCAAUUCAUCGUAUAUGACAUUUACCGACAAGGAUAUGAAUG